Messenger RNA from Homarus americanus (American lobster), 2295 nucleotides. RefSeq names its product mutS protein homolog 4-like. Gene Ontology annotation, cellular component: nucleus. Lineage: Eukaryota; Metazoa; Arthropoda; Malacostraca; Decapoda; Nephropidae. Gene Ontology annotation, molecular function: ATP binding; mismatched DNA binding; ATP-dependent DNA damage sensor activity. The transcript has 15 exons. Gene Ontology annotation, biological process: reciprocal meiotic recombination; mismatch repair. The record is from RefSeq and is a predicted model, not a curated record. Bases 1 to 2295 code for a protein of 764 amino acids.
AUGUCGUUUGUUCCUCUUUUCCAGGCAAAGACACCCAAAUACAAUAUUUAUGGUAACAACGGUGAGGAAAACUGGGCAGCUGACGACCCUGGGAUUAGUGUGAGCUACGGGAGUCUUAACGUAUUUGGGCUGACUGGUGCUACUGACGACGAUAUCAGCAUUCCCAGUGAAAAUGUCCCGGUACACUCCACGCCCUUCUCUACUCGCGUCCCGCCCCUCCUUGCUCGCGUGGCUUCGACAGUGGCCACGGACUCCUCCUUAGAUACCCGCCAGACCCGGAACACAACAGCAGCAGGGGCCGGAAGAGGAGGAGGAGAGUCAUCUACUGAGAGCAUUAGCAGUAUGGAGGUGGCCAGAAACAAAGAUGGGUUAAGCAAAGAUGUGACUGGGAUGCGAAACUUGAGCCUCCUCUCUAAGACAUCAGAGAGCUGGGCUUCUAGCAGUAGACGGGGUGCCAGGUCUUAUCGCCAGCCUCCAGAUCCUUUCAUCUCCACCAGCACCACUACACUUUCCUCAGCUACCACCAGCAAGGUAAGGACGUCUGCCUCAAGUAGUAGCAACAGGACCCCUGCCUCGAAUCGUAUGAGGACUCCCGGCUCAGGACCUUCCAAGACUUCAGGCUCAGGGCGCUCUAAGACUCCUGGGUCAGGUAGAACCAGGACGCCGGGGUCAGCAGCCAGCAGGACACCACGAUCUGCUCAGGAACUCCCUCCUUCUGCUAUUGUGGCGGUGGUGGAGGGUCGCGGGCAGGCUCGUAGGGAGGUAGGCGUGGCUGCCAUCGACCUGCGUUGCCCACAACUCUCCCUGGCACAGUUCUCCGACACACACACCUACACCCGCACCAUCACCAAGCUCUCCAUUCUUAACCCACUCGAGAUCAUAGUAGCGACGACAGCGGUAAGACUAGAGUGUGAACGUGGUAGUGGAGGUGGUGGUCUGGUGAAGGUGGUGCAGGAGAGUAUCCCAGGGGUCUCUGUUACCGCCGUCCAUCGUCGCUACUUCAACGACACCCGCGGCUUGGCCAUCGUCAAGCACCUGGCUGCUCCUCACUGUGCUUACGUCGAGAGACACGUCGCCACAAAGUACUACUGCCUGGCGUCGGUGGCAGCUGUCAUGAAGUACGUCGAACAUAUCCAACACGUCACCUACGCCCCCCACAGCCUCCUCGUCUCUCUCACCUCCUCAGAGAACUCGAUGAGUAUCGGAAUAAAAAUUGCUACAUCAGAAACCUUUAUGGAAUUUGCACAGGAUACGGAACAGCGUUGUGAGCUCCGCCUCAACUACGUGAUAUCCAUGAAGAACACCCUGGAGUUGGUAGACCCCCUGGCUAAGGCUCUCCACGAUGUGACUGACCCUCUGCUGCUCACUAUCAAGGAGGGCGUGAGCAGUACGGUGCUGGAGGAGCUACUGGGGGUACUGAGAGAGGUGGUACACGAGGACGCCCGGAUGGUGAAGGGCGCCGCCGCUAUGAGGACUCAGCGCUGCUACGCCAUCAAGAGCCACGUCAACGGCCUACUCGAUGUCGCCCGCAAGAUCUACUCAGAGAUAAUCGACGAUAUUACAGAACACGUGGAGACUGCGGGCAGGGAACACGGGGUGUAUGUGAGGGUCGGCCAUAACGCUGCCAGGGGUUUUCACAUCACCAUUCCCGUCAAGAAGAAAACACAACCGCCUCGCCUUGACAGCGUUUUCAUACAGAUACAGCGUGGUCGAGGCUGUAUCACCUGUACCACGGAACACCUGUACCAGCUGGACCAACGCUCCCGGGACACACUGAGAGAGAUCCUCAUCAUGAGUAACGUGAUCGUGUUGGAAAUGCUGGUUGAGGCUCGUGGCCGCAUGGGGGCGCUACACGGGCUGGGGGAGGCGGUGGCUACGCUCGACCUGUUGGUUGCUCUGGCUCAUGCUGCCGCCCUUGGGACUUGGGUUAGGCCUGAGUUCUCUCACGCCCUGGCUAUCCGUAACGGCAGGCAUCCCAUCCUUGACGUACUGGCCAUCAAACCUCCCGUCCCUAACAAUACAUUCCUGAGCCCGGAGAACAGCGUGAUGGUGGUAACAGGACCCAACAUGAGCGGCAAGAGCACCUACCUCCGUCAGAUCGCCUUAAUACAGGUCCUUGCCCAGAUCGGGAGCUUCGUGCCGGCAGAGUAUGCUUCCCUGCGGCUGGUGCGACAGAUCUACACACACCUGGGCUCCGAAGACGCACCUGAAAACAACGCCUCUACCUUUCAAGUUCAGGACUUUGAAAAUCUUUUUGAAGUUGGCCGGGACUUGCUGGAUCAAGAGACUGGGUAA